Orycteropus afer afer is the source of this 3231-nucleotide messenger RNA. It is a transcript of the gene ADAMTSL4, whose product is annotated as ADAMTS like 4. Gene Ontology annotation, molecular function: metalloendopeptidase activity. Gene Ontology annotation, biological process: extracellular matrix organization. NCBI's taxonomy places the organism in Eukaryota, Metazoa, Chordata, Mammalia, Tubulidentata, Orycteropodidae. The transcript is spliced from 17 exons. The record is from RefSeq and is a predicted model, not a curated record. The coding region runs from base 1 to 3231 and encodes 1076 amino acids. Gene Ontology annotation, cellular component: extracellular matrix.
AUGGAGAAGUGGGCAGGCAGGCCCCAGCUGUGUCUAAUGCUGUUUCUGUCCCUCCCUCAGCUCUGCCUGGAUCAGGAGGUGUUGUCUGGACACUCUCUUCAGACACCCUCAGAGGAAGGCCAGGGCCCUGAGGGCAUCUGGGGACCUUGGGACCAGUGGGCCUCUUGUUCCCAGCCCUGUGGGGUGGGGGUGCAGCGCCGGAGCAGGAAAUGUCAACUCCCUACAGCUCACCUCCACCCAGGCUUGCCUCUCCCGCCCCGACCCCCAAGACAUCCAGAAGCCCAGCCUCCUUGGGGUCAAGGCCCCAGACCCCAGGCUUCCCGAGAAACCCUCCCUUUGUACAGACCAGAGCCUCGGGGAAGAGGUGGCCCACUUCGAAAUCCUGCUUCCCAGCUAGGGAGAGAGGAGACCCAAGAGAGUCAAGGGGCCCGGAGGUCCCGUGUUAGAGACCCUAUCAAACCAGGAAUGUUCGGCUAUGGGAGAGUGCCCUUUGCUUUGCCACUGCAUCGGAACCGCAGACACUCCCGGAGGCCACCCAGAUCUGAGCUCCCCCAGACCCCUUUUAGAGGAGAAGGGCCCCUUCCAUCCCUGACUCCAGGAGCAGAGCCAUCCUCCCUAAAUCAGACCCUUCCAACUCAGCUCCCGACUACAGAUCUGUCUGCCCAUACCCAGUCCUCCCCAGAAGAACCCCCAAACUCUGCAACUUCUCAGACAGAGGUGCCCUCCAGAGCGAGGCCUGCCCCCAUAGGGCCCCACGCCAGAAAUCAGGCCUCCAACACAGAGCCCCCCUUGCCCACCCUGUCUCCAGGAGAACGUAGUAUCUCCUUUCAUGUGUCUCCUCAGCCAAGAAUGCCAAAUUCCCAGGGGUGGGCCAGUCCCCUGGUCGUAGGGAGACACCCUAGUCCUUUCACUAGUGUCCCUCGGGGCCGAGUCCAGCAGAGCCGGGAGCCCUGGAGACCUGGGGGGAGUCUUCACGGGCCCCUCACGGGGCCUGCUUCUCGCCACCCUGACGGCUGGUUGCCUCUGCUGAGUGCUGGGCCCCACUCUAGCCCCCUCUGGAGCCUCUUUGCUCCCAGUAGCCCUGUUCCAAGAUGUUCUGGAGAGAAUGAGCAGCUGAGAGCCUGCAGCCAGGCGCCCUGCCCCCCUGAGCAGCCAGACCCCCGGGCCCUGCAGUGUGCAGCCUUUAACUCCCAGGAAUUCAUGGGCCAACUGUACCAAUGGGAGCCCUUCACUGAAGUUCAGGGCUUCCAACGCUGUGAACUGAAUUGCCGUCCCCGUGGCUUCCGCUUCUAUGUCCGUCACACGGAAAAAGUCCAGGAUGGAACCCUGUGUCAGCCUGGAGCCCUGGACAUCUGUGUGGCCGGACGCUGUCUGAGCCCCGGCUGUGAUGGAAUCCUUGGCUCUGGCAGGAGACCAGAUGCCUGUGGCGUUUGUGGGGGUGAUGAUUCUACCUGUCGCCUCGUUUCGGGGAACCUCACUGACCGGGGGGGCCCCCUGGGCUAUCAGAAGAUCCUCUUGAUUCCUGCUGGAGCCUCCCGGCUCCACAUUGCCCAGCUUCAGCCCAGCGCCAAUUACCUUGCACUUCGGGGCCCUGGGGGCCGGUCCAUCAUCAAUGGGAACUGGGCUGUGGAUCCUCCUGGGUCCUACACAGCCGGUGGGACGACCUUCCAGUACAACCGUCCUCCCCGGGAGGAGGGCGCAGGGGAGAGUCUGUCAGCCGAAGGACCCACAACCCAGCCUGUGGAUGUCUAUAUGAUCUUUCAGGAAGAAAACCCGGGAGUUUUUUAUCAAUAUGUCAUCUCUUCACAUCCUCCAAACCUUGAGAAUCCCACCCCAGAGGCCUCUAUCCCCCAAAUUCAGCCUGAGAUUCUGAGGGUGGAGCCCCAGCCCGCUUCUGCACCCCGCCCUGCCCGGACCCCAGGCAUCCUCCAGCGUCAGGUGCGGAUCCCCCAGAUGCACGCCCCACUUCAUCCCAGGACACCCCUGGGAUCUCCAGCUGGAUACUGGAAACGAGUGGGACAUUCUGAGUGCUCAGCAUCCUGUGGUAAAGGUGUUUGGCGCCCCAUUUUCCUCUGCAUUUCUCGGGAGUCAGGAGAGGAACUGGAUGGACACAGCUGUGCCACAGGCGCUAGACCCCCAGCCUCCCCAGAGCCCUGCCAUGGUCCUCCCUGUCCCCCCUACUGGGAGACUGGUGAGUGGACGUCCUGCAGCCGCUCCUGUGGCCCCGGCACCCAGCAUCGUCAGCUGCGCUGCCGGCAGGAGUUUGGGGGGGGCGGCUCCUCUGUGCCCCCGGAACGCUGUGGACAUCUCCCCCGGCCCAACAUCACACAGCCCUGCCAACUGCGGCACUGUGGCCAUUGGGAGGUUCGCUCUCCCUGGAGUCAGUGCUCUGUGCGUUGUGGGCGGGGCCAGCGGAGCCGGCAGGUGCGCUGUGUUGGAAGAAAUGGUGAUGAAGUUAGCGAGCGGGAGUGCAUGUCGGGGCCCCCACGGCCCCCCAGCAGAGAGGCCUGUGACAUGGGGCCCUGCACCACAGCCUGGUUUCACAGCGACUGGAGCUCCAAGUGCUCAGCUGAGUGUGGGACGGGAAUCCAGCGACGUUCUGUGGUCUGUCUUGGAAGUGGGGAGGCUCCUGGAACCAGCCUGGAGGAAGCUGAGACUGGAACCAGUGAGCAGAGCUGUCCGCCGGGAAGCCGCCCUCCUGACAUGCGUGCCUGCAGCUUGGGGCCCUGUGAGGUGACCUGGUGCUGGUACACAGGGCCCUGGGGCGAGUGCUCUUCAGAAUGUGGCUCUGGCACACAGCGCAGAGACAUCAUUUGUGUGUCCAAACUGGGGAUGGAGUUCAACGUGACUUCUCCUAGCAACUGUUCCCACCUACCCAGGCCUCCUGCCCUGCAGCCCUGUCAGGGCCAGAGCUGCCAGGACCGAUGGUUUUCUACACCCUGGAGUCCGUGUUCUCGCUCCUGCCAGGGGGGCACGCAGACAAGAGAGGUCCAGUGCCUGACCGCCAACCAGACCCUCAGCACCCGAUGCCCUCCUCACCUGCGGCCCUCUAGGAAACGACCCUGCAACAGCCAACCCUGCGGCCAGCACCCUGAUGAUAAAUGCAAGGACACCUCUCCACAUUGCCCCCUGGUGGUACAGGCCCGGCUCUGCGUCUACCCCUACUACACAGCCACCUGUUGCCGCUCUUGCGCCCAUGUCCUGGAGCGAUCCCCUCCAGAACCUGCCUGA